CUGUCUAAAAAAGCGCCCCGGCGGGCGAGCGGGCGACAGGGCGGGCGACGGCAACAGCAGCGGCCGCAGCCGGAGCAGGACGUGCCCCGCCGCCGACAUGGUGUCCCCCGUCACCGUGGUGAAGAGUGAAGGCCCCAAACUGGUGCCCUUCUUUAAAGCCACUUGUGUCUAUUUUGUCCUCUGGCUGCCAACUUCCAGCCCCUCCUGGUUCAGUGCCCUCAUCAAAUGUCUGCCCAUCUUCUGCCUGUGGGUAUUCCUUCUGGCUCAUGGAAUUAACUUCUUAGUGUCACACCGGAGCGCCAGCCGCAUCCUAGCGGGACUCAUAUUCUCGGCAGUGGGAGACGCCUUUCUCAUCUGGCAGGAACAGGGAUACUUCAUUCAUGGUCUGCUGAUGUUUGCCAUCACACACAUCCUGUACUCUUCAGCCUUCGGCAUGAAGCCUUUGGACCUCAAAGCUGGCUUGUUGAUGGGCCUUGUUUCCAGUUCCUGUUAUGCCUUCCUGUACUCCUACCUCUCGGGCCCAUUCACCUACCUGGUAGCUGUCUACAUCGCCUUGAUUGGCUUCAUGGGCUGGCGAGCAGUGGCUGGUGUGCAGCUGUGCAACGACCUCUGGACAUGGACCAAGCUCUCGGCCUGCAUUGGUGCGAUGCUGUUCAUGGUGUCGGAUCUGACCAUUGCACUUAACGAGUUCUGCUUUCCUGUGCCCUACUCGCGCUUCAUCAUCAUGGCUACUUACUAUGCAGCCCAAAUGCUUAUUGCACUGUCAGCUGUAGAGAGCAGAGAUGAAGAGGACUCCAGAAAGAGGAGCUAGGUGGAGUGCCAAUAGUCUGUGAACAAUGUGGAUUAUAUCUCAGGUGCUGUAGCUGCAUUCACCCCUGAGAGAGAUCUCCAUUUCUCUAGGCACAUUGGUGAUGUUGAUUUUGCUUCUUUGAAGCAUUACCUUUGGGGCUUUUUUUUCAAUGGCUUUCUCUGAAUACAGCUUACUUCACUGUGGAGUCCACAUCAGAAAGCUUAGACUGUCCCUGCAGUAGCUACUCAUUCACGUUUUCCUCCUUGGAAGUGCUGUACUACUGCAUUUCACUUGUUAGUCUUGAAACUGAUGCUGAAUGUCUGGGAAGAGGAAGGCUGAUGGAAAGGAAGUUUGGCCAUGCACUGUGUUAGAAGACUUGCUUUCAAAAGUAGGCAGACAGGCACAGAUAUCUGCUAAAGUCAUAGGUAAAAAUGAAUUUAACCCAUGUUUAUCUCUUUUUGUGCAUUACAAACUUAGUACACUAAUUGGAGCUAUUGCCUCUGCUGAAAGGAUGCCUGAAGAUAGAGUAAACACAGCAAAUCCAGAUGAGGGCUGAGAUUUGGAGUCAGCAACAGCAUGUGGGGCAGCCCCGAGCAGAACCAGAAUGAACGCAAAACACCAAGCACAGUGUAAGAGGUGCUGACAUGCAGAGCUGUGUGCUUUGAUCGCGGCUGAUCACUACUCCAGGGCAGGUCUAUAAGUGCCUGCAUGUGGCAGAACUAGGAGUUUGGUGGGAUUUCAGGGACACGUAGGUAGCCAGGCCAGUGCAUUCUCCCCUGCCAUUUGUGCGCAGUUACAUGGUGUCUGCAGCCACCAGCGACAGCUGACAUGUAAUGGGCACGUGAGGAACUUUGAUUUUUACAGCAGGACUUUGAGCAUGUGUCUUACCAAUGUACGUCCCAGUCCAGUACAGCAGACAGGAGUCUAAUCAUUAUGCCUUUCUUCCUCAGUACCCUAGCAAAUAAUAUAUUAUUUACUCAUUAACCAUUACAGUACUGCUGCUUGCAGUAUCUCUGAAAUCUUUGUGUGAGCAUUUCCUGUUGUCAAGACCAUUUUGAUGUUCUUGUGUUUUGCCAGCUGGUGGUAGACCAUCGGCUUUGCACCACUUGUUUUUGGAAAGCUCCUUUUCAGCAGAGAUUCCUGAAAAUCAUCGUCCUGUAUACUUGAAGUGCCUGCCGCUUCCUUCUCGAACUCACAUGGAUGCAGUGAGAAUGUGAGAGCCAUCAGGGUUGGGAAAGCCUGCUUAAUUCUGAUCCAAAUUCUUUGGUUGGUUUAUCUGCCACUCUGCUGAAACAAGAUUACUUCUGACUUCAGACACUCUUAAAAAGAUAUAGGUAGAAGUUGCCCUGAUUUGUAUCUAAGUUCAUUUGUGAUCAUAUGUAUAUUUUCCCCUCUUAUUUAGGAUAUCUAACAGCAAGCUCUGUUUCUGUUUGAAACUAUCUUGAAUGUGCUUCUUCCUUCUGUCUGUCCUAUGUCCGCUCCCAUGAGCUGAGAUGCUCCCCCAAUGGCUUGUUUUAAGACAUGAGUGCACUCAGGUGUCCAAAGGAAGCUCACUGAGGGUUUCUGCACCUCUUCAAACCUGCAGCCAAAUGAGGACAACCAAAACAGACUGCACGACUCAAAUCCACGUGUGCCCCAACAGCCCCUUGCACAGGCUCACAGGGGCAGAGCGAACAGUAGGGGCAGCCCUCCAGAACAGCCUUCUGGGCUGAAAAUCACCACAGUCUCCAUACCUAGCAUGCCCAGACCAUUCCAGGCGAAAGCCUGGCAACGAGUCCCUGGCACAGUCAGCAGAGAAGAAAUUCUUCUUUGCGAGGAGAGCAGCAGGGUCAGGGGGCAGCUGAGGCUACCAACCCCACUAGCUUUUCCCUUGGUGUUGAGAGGUGUUAAGUGGGUCUCCUGCUCCUCCCCAGCCCUGUGGGGUGGGACAGAGUGUGGAAUAGGCAUUGCCUCCCCACAACUUCUGCAUUAGUGCAAAUGCAGCCAGUAUUACGAAAAUCUAGGUUAACCAUCCUGACCCCAUGGUGUCAUCUGCUGCUUUUCAGACAGAGAUCAGAAAGGUCAGCUGCAUUAUUGAGAGGGGAAGCAUUGUAAAUAGCACAGCCCCAUGUAAUCUCUUCCCUUUAAUGCUGUUGUGUAAUAUUGUCAGCAUCCAUUCACUGGCACACCGGGGCCUGUCUGGAGUAAACUGCUGAGGGAAGUUAGAGCCGUAAAACAUCUUCAUUCAUAAGCAUUGCUUAUCUCCUGGCCACAGCUUGAAGCUUGCAGUGUAGCCCUCUGCAGAUGUCACCUGCUGUUACUCAGCUUGACUUUUUGCAAAUGUCUUCCUACAACAGACUGACCCAGCUAAAAGGAAAUCUAAGCAUUUGGGGUGAACCUCAUUGUCCUCCCAGCAUGUCAGCAAACAGCAUAUUUCAGUCUGGUUUACAUGUCCUUGUCAUGGAGUCAGUCCAACACACUUGAUCCUUAGUUGGCAGUUCUUCAGAGGAGCCCCUUGCACCCUGAGUUUUCCUUUGCUUUGAGGAAAAUGCACGUGAUAAAGUAACCUUUAUUUAGACGUUAGAAUUUUGAUUAUCUUUUUCUUCCCCUCUAGAAAUGAGUAGUCUUCAAUGUCCCGAAGAUGGCCAAGUUGCUUUUCUGUGUGCGUUUUCAUCGUGGCUUGCUUUGUUAUCCUACUCCACCAUCAGCCACUGGAUAUUUGUAGAAAAGGAUCUUCUGAGUGGUAUUAGGAGGCCUGCCCUUUCUUCUCCACUGGCCAUCAGAGGUGCAGUUUCUAGUGGCAGAGGUCUCUGGAUGGCUGUAGCUGUGACAUCAGAAACACGUGCAGCCCACAUGGGCUGUUGUUCACUUGCUGUCUCCUCACCUGGAGCAGGCUUGGAUGGAAAGCAUCCUGGCCGGCCAUGCUGGCUCUAUCUCAGUGCUGCAAUGGCUUCAGCUUUCCCAGAACACGAGGCAGAACCCUCAGCAUACAAAGUCAGGGAGAGUCCUGGCUGGCUAAGCGGUUUGCCGGUUGAGGCUCUCAAUCUUCAAAAUCUCUCUCCUCCUCUGCAUUCCUCCUUUCAAUCCAUAUUACUUGAAUGAGACCAUUUUCCUGGAGGCUCUUUCCUGCUGGGAAGAAACCAGCUGGGAAUUUGACACAAUUCUGAGUUUCAUAAAUGCUGAGAAAUGUUAAGCAGUUGCUGACAGUCUGUUAAAUAUCUUUUCCUGGGGUUAAAACUGUUCCCUCAACCCCAGCGAGGGCAGUCUUCACUUUGAAAGGGAGCAAACAGGAAGUGGGAAUUGCACAACUGUCUGAGGCACUGCCUUUGUGGACCUUCUUUUUGUCUCUUUUCACUGUAAAACUGUGGGGUUUGAUCCAUUCUUCUCCUUUUCAGGGGUACAGUCUUUGAGAAGAACCCAGUCUUUGGCCCAGGGACAUUACCAAGAGAAUGUAGUGUGCCUGGCCCCAGCAGCAUCAGGUCCUUUGCUUGCUAAGUUCUGUUCACACUGCUGUAUUCAAACACCCCUCUGCAAUUCCCAUCUAUUGUCACUUGAGGUUACACACACGGUCCGAUUACUUUUGCUCUCUUUCCUUUCUGUUGUUAUCACCUUCUUGGAGAUUCUUGGGCUCCUUAUUUGGAUGUAUAAGCCAUGUAGCACAUCUGUUUCAGCCCUGUAUUUCUUUCUGUAGAUAGAUCCUCCUCACACAGAACUCUCAAUGAAGACAAUGAAACAAUGCUAAUUGCAACUGGCUUUUAAAUGCUAGUAAUGCUUCUGGGUUCUGCUGGUCACACUGAUGUCAGCAGGGUGAAGCUGCUGCAGAAAUGGCGGGUUGAGAAGAACAAAGCCAGAGGAUUAUAACAGCUUUACUCCUGCUCUGCCAAGAAAAUUGUAUUCAUGCUUAAUACCUGGCUUCUUCUCCAUACUGAGGCAACUGUAGACCAAUUGGUUUAAGAAUAACUCUAACAUGGCUAGCUUCUAGAUUGCUGAAGGUUUCAUGUUAUAAUCAGUUGAGGUAAUUGACAUAUUUUUACACAAGUACAUAAAAUUCCUAGGACAAAAUUUGCAGAAUUUUGUAGCAGCUCUUCAAAGUUUUCCAGUCCCAUAGUUUGACACUAACACCUGUAUGUUUUCAGCUUGCUAUCAUGGUAAUUUUGGGACCUGUUCUGGAAAACGCAGAUCAAAGCAAACAGCAACUGUAAAGCUCAGUGGCAGGUGCCUCUUUCUCUUAGCUUCAUUUCUGGAAACAGACAGGGGCUCUUUUAAGCAGAGGCAUCAUAACUGUGUUCUUGGAAGAGGAUGAGAAGUUGCUGACUUCUCAUUACAGAAGUCCUUCUGGGUACUUCUCCUGCCUUUUAUCCAUGCUUGCUCCUUUUGUGGCCUUGGGUAAGUCACUUAAAUUUUCUGGGGCCAAGUCCUUAUCUGGUGUAAAAAGGCACAAGUGUCAGAGGGACAGUGCUAUGCCAAAUUAUAACAGCAGCGGGCCAGGCCCUCACCCCCUUUCUAAAGAGGGGAUGUUAGCACUUACCUACCUCACAAUGAUGCUGUGAGGAUUAAUGCUCAUACAGCACUUUGAAGAUGUAAAGUGCUAUAUAAUUCCCAAGUAUUAUCCUACCUUAGUGUUAAAAAUGCUUUUAGGGAUCUGCAGGACUCCCCUUAAAGCGUGUGAAUGUGUGACUGCCUUUUCAAUUUGCAUCAGAUGGAAAGCAAAUGCAAAAUAUUUAUUCAUACUGGUUAACAGGAUGGGCUCAGCUACACCUGAACUCUGAAGAAGACUUAGCUUAGAAGUCUGAACUCUAAUUUCAGUUUUGCAAAUGGGUUUUAGUUCUUCUAAAAGCCUCAACCAAAUUCUUCAAUGUGAACCUUGCAUCCAAAUUUUGCAGUCUGACUGUUAGCUAGAAUAAAUCUAAUCCAGCCAAAACAGUGCUGUCACAGUCUUGCUAUGGCUGUUGAAAAGACUGGAAGAGAAAAUGAAGGCAUUCUGUUCAACCUUCAUUCUGCAGAAGGUCAGCUAGGUUUCAUGGGACAGCUUGCAAAGGGAUCUUUAAUUUCUGUGAUUGUAAGUUUUACUGGCUUUAAAAUCAGCAGAGAGGGAAAGCCUUGAUGGAAUCAAUAAGGUUUGUCCAUUCUUAUUGAAUUGCUUUGUUUUCACCUGAGUCAAAGAAAUAGCAGGUUCUGUAGUGAUGGAAGUACUUGUACCACUAGUCCUAGAGCCCAGAAAAGAAGUUGAUCUAGAAAUACAGCUCUAAAUCAUCACCAUAUUCUCAACUAGUGUAAAAAUGUCACUGUUCACUGAUUUAAAAUCUGGACCACAGCUAGAAACGACUUAGUUCUGGUAGCACUAGCUGCUGCACAAACACAAAUGAAGGCAAGGAAUUACACACCAAGGAACGUGAACUGUGCACAUGUGAAAUGGACCAUGAUUUUGAAGCAGCUGCAGUAAAAUCUUAUCUUAAUAUGAACUCAAAAGCAAACACAAUGCAAAUUUUUGUGGUUUCUUUAAAAUGUUUGAUGGGUUUUUGUUUUCUUAGUUUGGAGGAAAUUUUCUUAAUGUUAUUUUAUUUUUGCUCUUAUUAUAAAGAAUAAAAAUAUACAACUCUACAUAGACUACAAAUGAAAAAGGUGGCCAGUUGGCAGGAUUGCCAAAACUACUGUGGCUUGUAUUGUUUCUGUGGUGACACUACGCUGCUGUAGGAUGAGCUGCCGGAGUGGUGUGAUGGCUCCGCAGUGAGGCUGAAGCACAAGGCCAGUCUCAUAUAAAAGGGAUGCAGGGGCUGAGCCACCAGGACUGCAGUGGGAGCACGACUGGGCCAAUUCAGAUCAGUCAAAAGGUGGAGAGAGCAACAGGAAAUAAAAGAAACCUUUUCCUGACAGAUAAAAAGCAAGAAACCAAAGCCAGCCCCUUGGGCGACGGUGCUGAAUCUGUACAAACACAUGAAUCUAGCUCUUGCUUGUGCAGGUUCCUGCUGGACCAAGCCUUGCUCCCAGUUCACCCGGAGAGGCUUGCUCCAGGCCCCCGUGCUGGUAGGGUCAGGCCAGCAGAACCUGAUGCUUUGUUAAAUAAAACUCCAAAAACUAGAAAACAAACAAAAAAGGAAGGAAGGAAAAAGCUAAUGCCAUAGGGUAAGCGGUAGUUUGCCUGACUGGUCUGUCCUGAACACUAAUCUCCACGUCUUGUACCCAUGUGAGCCUCUCGCUCCAGCCCCUCUCCCACGCAUUCCAGGCAGAGUGCAUUGAAAGAUGUGACUGAAGCAGCUGCUCUCCCUUGGAGUCAAGCACUUUGCCACGUCUGAAAGUCUGUACACUUACUUCCUUUAUCGUGAUUGUAAAGGUCACCACAUGCAGUACAGCCACUUGAUCUGGGAUCUUUUCUUAACUCAUUUUUAUGCUGAUUUUACUAUUUUAAUUCUUUAUUUGGAAUGUAUUUUUUUUUCUCAUUUCUUCUGUGUGUAACAGCAAUUAAAAAUAUUAAUUUACUGGGUAUUUUUACUGUGCAGAUA
This is a messenger RNA of Calidris pugnax (ruff), 7269 nucleotides long. RefSeq names its product transmembrane protein 86A (gene TMEM86A). Lineage: Eukaryota; Metazoa; Chordata; Aves; Charadriiformes; Scolopacidae. Bases 98 to 811 code for a protein of 237 amino acids. The transcript is spliced from 3 exons. Gene Ontology annotation, cellular component: membrane. The record is from RefSeq and is a predicted model, not a curated record.